This is a messenger RNA of Coffea arabica (coffee), 1447 nucleotides long. NCBI's taxonomy places the organism in Eukaryota, Viridiplantae, Streptophyta, Magnoliopsida, Gentianales, Rubiaceae. The record is from RefSeq and is a predicted model, not a curated record.
CUUAAUUGAAGGGUUGGUGUGAGUGGAAAAGCUAUUCUAUAACGUCCUAACUUCAAAAGGCAACCAAGUUUUUGCUUGCCUAGCAAAGUAAUAGCCCAGUUAAAUUAAGAGAGAACUAGAUAAGGAGAUGCCACACAUUGGACAUGCAUGCAUUGAAGGAUGUAUUGGAGGUCAAACUGGGAGAUCUGUCAGUUCUACAAUAUAUUGCACAACAGUCCAUAAGUGAUGUUUAUUUUAGAUAACUCUGUUGUGCUUUAUUUAAAUACAUAGUGAUAAUAUUGAUAUUUCGAGUAGAAAUUGCAACUUUAGGUUUUAGGCUCUAAUGAAUAUCUGAACUUUUACCCCCAGAUAAGUUCACAAAAGAAGAAAACAGGUGUCAUUGCACCAAAGCGUUUUGUUCAGAGAGUGAGAAAACAAAAUGAACUUUUCCGUGGCUACAUGCAUCAGGAUGCCCAUGAAUUUUUGAACUUCUUGCUCAAUGAACUUGUUGAUAUACUGGAGAAAGAGUCGCAAGUAGCAAAAUGUCCACCAUCUCAGGAAAGGAUUGCUAAUGGGCAGAAUAAUGCUCGGUCAAAUGGUGUCAAGGAGCCACUGGUUACCUGGGUACACAAGAAUUUUCAGGGAAUACUUACCAAUGAGACAAGGUGUCUAAGGUGUGAGACGGUUACAGCAAGGGAUGAGACAUUCUUUGACUUGAGCCUUGAUAUUGAACAGAAUAGUUCUAUCACUAGCUGUCUCAAAAACUUCAGUUCCACAGAAACCUUGAAUGCGGAGGAUAAGUUUUUCUGUGACAAGUGCAGUAGCCUGCAAGAGGCUCAAAAGAGGAUGAAGAUUAAAAAGCCACCUCAAAUUCUAGUCAUCCAUCUGAAGCGUUUCAAAUACAUGGAACAACUUGGUCGAUACAAGAAGUUGUCCUAUCGCGUAGUGUUCCCUCUAGAGCUGAAACUGAGCAACACUGUGGAAAACGCUGAUUCUGAAUACUCUUUGUUUGCUGUUGUCGUUCAUGUGGGGAGUGGGCCCAACCAUGGGCAUUAUGUUAGUCUUGUAAAAAGCCACAACCACUGGUUGUUUUUUGAUGAUGAAAAUGUGGAGAUGAUUGAUGAGUCGGCUGUUCAGACUUUCUUUGGAUCUGCUCAGGAGUACUCAAGCAAUACGGAUCAUGGAUACAUCCUCUUCUAUGAGUGCCUUUCUUCAGAUGAGAAGAGCUGAUGAAAGGGCAUCUAAUCAAGUGACUAUAUACUUUUGCCGUUUUAUAGCAAAGUGUUUUCUGUCCUCUACUCAUUUGAUCUCCUUUUGUUACCCAUCACGCUCAAUCGGCUCAGAGACUAGAUGCUUGUAGAGUGGAUGUUCGAUGUAUACCGGACAACUAUUUGUCGCAAUAAAAACAAGUGCAAAUCUUGAUACAGGAAUACUGUCUGUCUUGAGAUGUUUGCUGGUGAUUAGGUGA